AUGGCUACAGCUUCUACUAUCCGUCUGGGCACUGCCUCUCCGGGCACGCAGGAGUCUACGCCUGCCACCAUCGCCCUCAUCGACUCCAUCGCCCAGCGUGCGGCAGCUUCCAACAUCGACAUCCUCCUCCUCCCCGAGGCCUUCAUCGGCGGGUAUCCCCGCGGGAGCAGCUUUGGCUGCGAGAUCGGAAACCGUAGCCAGGCCGGCCGCGACGAGUUUGUCCGCUACUUUGAGCAGGCCAUUGACCUCGGCGACACUGUGGGACCGGGUGGUGGAGGCGCGGGUGUCAAGUGGGCGAAGAGGCAGCUCGGAGGGGAUGACGAUCAGGUCCGUGGAGAUGGCUCGCGUGAGGAGCUUGAGCGGAUUGCGAGAGAUACUGGUGUCUUUAUCGUUGUUGGAUGUGUCGAGAAGGCUGGUGGAAGUCUGUAUUGCUCUGUCGUCUACAUCUGCCCCAAGGAGGGCAUGCUAGGCAAGCGCCGCAAGGUGCUCCCUACCGGAUCGGAGCGCCUUAUCUGGGCCCAGGCUUCCCCGAGCACCCUCCAAGCCGUCACCACCAUCAUCCGCGGCGUUCGCAUCAACCUCGCUGCUGCCAUCUGCUGGGAGAACUACAUGCCUCUUCUGCGCCAGAGUCUCUACGCCCAGAACAUCAACCUGUAUCUCGCCCCCACCGCUGAUAACCGCGAUGCCUGGCUUGGUUUGAUGCGCACUGUUGGUGUUGAGGGACGCUGCUUCGUUGUCAGCAGCAACAUGUGCAUUCCCAAGACCGGAGGCGAGACCAAUGGCUCUGCGCCGCCUACUACAAGGGGAAGAAGGAAUUCGACCCUCACUGAAGAUGGCUUCGAGAUUGCACUGCCAAAGUCGCCCACACGCCGCCGCCGCAAGUCUGUCUUUGACGAAGAUGGUAACGAGAUUGUCCUCUGCUGCGAUGAGGAUGGCGAGACUCCCGCUCCUCUCUCGACAUCGAGUCGUUCCCAGACCCGCAAGACCGAGUUCCUCUCGCGUGGCGGUUCCUCGAUCGUUUCUCCGUUUGGCGACGUCAUUGCUGGGCCGCAGUGGGAGGACCCUGACGGUUUGAUCUAUGCUGAUGUCGAUUUCCGUGACUGUAUCAGGGGCCGUCUGGAUCUUGAUGCUGCUGGAAGCUACUCGAGGAACGACGCUUUCAAGUUCAGUGUUGAAGGCUUGAAUCUGGAUCCUCUGCCAUAUUGA
Fusarium falciforme is the source of this 1206-nucleotide messenger RNA. RefSeq lists its product as hypothetical. Gene Ontology annotation, molecular function: catalytic activity. The transcript has 2 exons. NCBI's taxonomy places the organism in Eukaryota, Fungi, Ascomycota, Sordariomycetes, Hypocreales, Nectriaceae. The coding region runs from base 1 to 1206 and encodes 401 amino acids. The record is from RefSeq and is a predicted model, not a curated record.